Messenger RNA from Belonocnema kinseyi, 1020 nucleotides. RefSeq lists its product as uncharacterized. The record is from RefSeq and is a predicted model, not a curated record. Gene Ontology annotation, molecular function: ligand-gated sodium channel activity. The transcript is spliced from 3 exons. Gene Ontology annotation, biological process: sodium ion transmembrane transport. Gene Ontology annotation, cellular component: membrane. Bases 1 to 1020 code for a protein of 339 amino acids. NCBI's taxonomy places the organism in Eukaryota, Metazoa, Arthropoda, Insecta, Hymenoptera, Cynipidae.
AUGCUUUCUAAAUAUUUCCCAUCAAAUUCGGAAUUAAGUACAAGUUUGAAGUUAAGAUCAAAGGAAUAUCUUCGGGAAAAUUCUCUUCAUGGACUUCCUUACCUCAUGGACCCGUCAAAAAGAACUUAUGCGAGAGUGGGUUGGCUUAUUUGUGUCCUUGUUUCUUUGGUUGCUACUAUUGGUACGAUAUUGACGCUUUGGGAUAAAUUUCAAACAUCACCCACAUUAAUGGGAAUUGAUAUUCUGACUGAUGAUUUUGAAAUUUAUUUCCCGAAUGUUUUCCUCUGUUUAAAUUGGGAAUUAUUUCCAGUGGUGAAUAAUUCAAAAUUGGAUCCGGUAAGUAACAGGACUAACAGGGGUUCUCCGCAUGUGAGAGCCGAGCUGCACUCGUCAGCUAACUUCACAGUGGCUCCGAUUUGCUGCCUGGAUGUAAGAUUUUUAUCAGUCAAUCAGCGUCAAUGUACUUUUGACGAUGAAAGCGUUUCCUAUUCCUAUUGUGAGAGAAACUGCUUUAUUAACAAAAUUAGAUCACUCUGCUCUUGCUUGCCUUGGUUUUUAGCACCGACUCCAGAGGAUGAAUGUAAACCGGAAGGGUAUUCCUGUUUGAUCACAGCUCGAAAAAUGUCUUCAAAAUUAGAUUGCAAUUGUUAUCUUUCAUGUAAUCAUAUUGAUUAUAAUGUGCAAUUAGUUGAAAGAUACUGGAAUACACGGAUAAAUAUAAGUUUGUAUCCUUGGCCACAUUUGAUUUAUAAACGCGAAAUAAGUUUUGGAUGGGUGGAUCUUGCGGUUUCCUUUGGAGGCAUUGCUGGAUUUUUUCUCGGGUUUUCAGUCUUGACUUCUUUCGAAUUGUGGUAUUAUUUUACCCUCCGUACUUACUGCGGUGCUGUACAUAGCGCCCCUAAAAAGGGAAUCAGUAUUGCAGUAAAAGAAGCACCGAAAAAGUUGUUAAAAAGUAAAAGAGGAAAUUAUAAAAAUGUCCGGAAGGAAUUCAAGUUUUUCAAAAACGAGUUUGCUAAUUAA